UGUUCAAACCCAAACUCGUCAUCUCUCUCGCCUCUUCUUUUUCUUCUCUCCCGUCGCCCUCCGCCCCCUCUGCCCCACCCCAAUUUCUCUUAAUUCUUCUUCCAAAUUCCUUAUUCUUCCUCGUCCCCGCACACAAUUACUCAUUUCCUGCAAAUUCUAUGUUUCCUGACCCCCUAAAAAAUUGAUAAAUUGGAUGGGUUGUUGUACCAGCAAGAACGUUGAUUCCGAAGCCGGCCGCGUCGCGCGGUGGCGCUCCACCGGAAUUGUGGCGUUACGCGACUCCAAAUUGAAGGCUUUUCCGGAUGAAGUUCUUGAUUUAGAAAGUUCGGUUCGGACGUUGGAUUUAACGCGGAAUAAAUUAGUUGAAGUUCCCGUGGAGAUAAGUAAAUUAAUAAACUUGCAGCGAUUGAUUUUAGCUGAGAAUAUUAUCGAGCGUCUUCCAAUGAACUUGGGAAAGCUUCAGUCAUUAAAGGUCAUGAUUCUUGAUGGGAAUCGAGUGUCUGCAUUGCCUGAUGAAUUGGGUCAACUUGUGAAGCUGGAGAGGCUAUCAAUCUCAGGAAAUUCAUUAAUUGGGUUACCUGAAACAAUUGGGAGCUUGCGCAAUUUGGUUCUAUUAAAUGUAUCAAACAACAAGAUAAAGCAUCUUCCGGAGUCAAUUGGUUGUUGCUUCUCUCUGGAGGAAAUUCAAGCUAACGAAAAUUCUAUCGAAGAACUUCCAUCUUCAGUUUGCAAUCUUGUUCAUUUGAAGUCUCUUUGCUUGGAUAAUAACAGCGUGAAGCAGAUACCUCCAAACUUGCUGAAAGAAUGCAAAAGUCUGCAGAACAUAUCCCUCCACGGAAACCCGAUUUCUAUGGAAUAUUUCCAGCAGAUGGAUGGUUUUCAAGAAUUCGAAGGCCGGAGGAAAAGGAAGUUCGACAAGCAGAUUGAUUCGAAUGUGAUGAUCGGUUCCAAAGGCCUCGACGAGGGUGUUGAUCUCUGAAACUUCCCUUCUAAUGUCUGUAAGAUACAUGUCGAACUUGAUUCCAUCACGUCCUCGGAGAUGUGAAAUCCAUCAUCGAGUUGAGCUGAAUCUUGGGUUAGUUCUUUGCUACUGCAGAUUUUGUUUGAUUGGCAUUUCUGUGACAUAUCUAUAUAUGCAUAUAGUCAUAUAUUUGUAUAGCAAUGUGCACACACACAAAUAUAUAUAUACAUACAUAACUCAUCCAAUAAUGUGCCCUAAACUUUGGGAAUCAAGAAAGGUGUCUUUAAUGGUACAGAAACUCAUUUUGUGAUAUUGUACUUUAAAUAUUAUGUGAAUCUGAAUCA
Molecule: messenger RNA, 1305 nt
Organism: Andrographis paniculata
Lineage: Eukaryota; Viridiplantae; Streptophyta; Magnoliopsida; Lamiales; Acanthaceae
Product: plant intracellular Ras-group-related LRR protein 7
Exons: 10
Coding region: 194-979 (261 amino acids)
Molecular function (GO): protein binding
Source: RefSeq, a predicted model, not a curated record